Dreissena polymorpha is the source of this 1267-nucleotide messenger RNA. RefSeq lists its product as uncharacterized. Lineage: Eukaryota; Metazoa; Mollusca; Bivalvia; Myida; Dreissenidae. The record is from RefSeq and is a predicted model, not a curated record. The transcript is spliced from 4 exons. Bases 50 to 1267 code for a protein of 405 amino acids.
AUCCGUUAUUGACAAAUGCGUCUGCAAUUUCUACCGAAAUUUUACGAAAAUGGAGCUGACAAAAGCGGUAAAUUCUGUUAAUUCCAGACCAAAAUUAGACCGUGGAAAUUCUCUAAGCAUUAAGCAGUACAAUUUAAUUUACAAUUUUUUAAGAAAUGGCGAUAAACCAACGCUACGAGAAAUGUACGAUGCAGAGUUUGCCGCAGCCAGCCUAAAACCUGAUCACGUGCGCCAGGAAAGGCCAUACGCGCGAUUUAAAUCUAUUGCAAAACGACUGAGAAUUACACACGACAACCAGCUCGUUUUCAAGACUAAUAAUAAGAUAGUUUUACCCAUUAAUAACUUUAAGAACGCGAUCAUGGAAGCUCAUCAAAAUGAAGGUAAACGACAUCUGAGCCUAACCAGGACUAUCGAAAAGCUAUCAGAGAAGUACACAAUGGGCUGCAGACAGUUCGGGAUCUCGGAAGACAUUGUGAGGGUUGUGGUAAAAAAAUGUCAGUCAGGAAGCUGCGUGAAAAAGCAGGCUUUGAAACAUCACACUGAGGACAACACAGCACCUGAUGUCCAAACAGUGCAAGGGACACUUUCUGAAGCACCCAACUUUGUCCCACCUGCAGCAAGUCAGAACCAGGGUCAGCCAAUUAUGACUGCCAGCUACAAUAACCCACCACACAUGGGUUUACCAGUACCUUCUCCAGCCAACAAUAUCCCAUUUGCCAUCCAACCUGUCCAAAUGGUCCCACUCGCAAAUGGCGGAUUUGCCCUGCGCCCGCUGUCUUUCUUGAUGGGAACCAACGUAAUGAUGCCCUUUUCCAUGAUGAGACCAAACAUGAGGUCGCCGCCAUUUUCCUGUGAACAACCUCUGGACCUGAGAAAAGACGCCUCCUCUCCAGGGGACAAUAAGUCAAACAAGAAUUCUGGGCAAGUCAGCCUUGAACUGAGGAUGCCUUACCUCGGGAAAAUUCUUGCAAUGCCAUUUCUUCAUCAGAUUAGUCCGCAGGGUAAUUUAAAUCCAGAACAAAGCUCAGAAUGUACCUUAACCCCGAAAACAAAGCCGUUAAGUGGAGUCAGUGCAAAUGGCAAUGAAUCAAGCACCCCAAAUUCACUUGUGGUUCCUUUAUGUAACUCAUAUGUGGACAUUAACAAUAACAUAAGUGUGCUUGGGGACCAUAAUGUGACAGUAAGAAAUCAGCAGCCAGCAAUAGUGAUGGAGACAUGUGAACAGAUGGACGAUGCAACACCACCAAUAUUGAACAUCUCAGGUUAA